AUGCAAGCGUGGCGCACGGUCCAGUUCGUCAUGACGGGCAUGAAACACUUCACCAAGAGCGGCUACGAGAAGCACGCCAAGGAGUGGGCGAAGGCGCCGGACGACGUGAUGCAGCGCAGCCUGCGAGGGCGCACCGCGGUGGUCACGGGCGCCAACCAGGGCAUAGGGUUCCAGGCGUCCGUCGACCUCGCGAGGCGCGGGUGCAAAUUGAUUAUGGUGUGCAGGAACCAGGGGCGGGGCGAGGAGGCGCGGAAGAAGGUGCAGGAGGCGAGCGGCAACGACGACGUCCACUUGCACCUGUGCGACGUCUCCAGCCUCGACAGCAUCCAAAGGUUCGUCGACGAGCUCGAGGCGCAGAGCGCGCCCGUGUCGAUCCUCGUGAACAACGCGGGCGUCAUGAUCAACGAGCCGCGGCCCUCCGCGGACGGCUUCGAGACCAACUUCGCGACCAACACCCUCGGCACCUUUGCGCUCACUCGCCGGAUGCUGCCGGCGCUGCGCCGCGGGGCGCCGGCGCGCGUCAUCACGGUUACGUCGGGCGGGAUGCUCACGGAACCGCUGGAGGUCGAGGACCUCGAAGGGAAGCGCAUGUCGAAGUUCGACGGGACCAAGCAGUACGCCCGCAACAAACGCCAGCAGUCGGCGCUGUGCGAGAGGAUGGCGGAGGUGUACGGACGGGACGAGGCGGCGCCGGUGCGGUUCUACACGAUGCACCCGGGGUGGACGGGGACGGAGGGGGUCAAGAACGCGAUGCCGGACUUCGACAAGUCAAUGGGGGACAAAUUCAGGACCCUCGAGCAAGGGGCGGACACGAUCACGUGGCUAGCGCUGGCGGACGAGGACAAGCUCGAGCAGGGCGGGUUCUACCUCGACCGCAAGCCCUGGCCCAAGCACCUCACCCUCGCCCGCACGUCCUACUCCUCAGCGGACGUCGAUCGACUCUGGACACAACUCGAGACCAUGGCCGGCCUAGUCGGCACGCCCGCAGCGUAG
Pedinophyceae sp. YPF-701 is the source of this 993-nucleotide messenger RNA. Lineage: Eukaryota; Viridiplantae; Chlorophyta; Pedinophyceae. The record is from the annotation of a GenBank genome assembly.